This is a messenger RNA of Aspergillus neoniger CBS 115656, 429 nucleotides long. RefSeq lists its product as uncharacterized. The transcript has a single exon. NCBI's taxonomy places the organism in Eukaryota, Fungi, Ascomycota, Eurotiomycetes, Eurotiales, Aspergillaceae. The record is from RefSeq and is a predicted model, not a curated record. Bases 215 to 376 code for a protein of 53 amino acids.
GCCUUUUAUCGCCGACUGGAGAGCUAUUGGGUGAUCCGAGACUUGCGCGUGGCUAUUGACGUUGACACCCUCGUCUAGAUACUGUCGCACGAGCCUCUCGUCACCCGCACGAGCUGCGUACCUCAAUGCUUCGUCUGGUGUAAUACCAUAGGCUAUCAGCUCGCGCAAUAUGUCGAUGUGGCCGCCAGCCGCGGCCUGAUACUGGGCGGCGGUGAUGCCACAUUGGACGGGCCUAAUGACUGCCGUGGUUCUGUGCUUCAUGCUCCUUGCAUUUGUGAUGCGCUCGCACCUUAGCAAUAUCUUCACAAUAUCAAGACGACCACUACCAACUGCUGUCACUAGAGCGGAUGCAGGGUGUCCUUUCAUGUCGUGGUAGUCCUCAGCUCCGUAAUUGAGCAGAAUCUCACAGACAGGUAGAUGACCUCUCGC